AUGGGCAAAUCUAGGCCAGCCACGUCUGGGUAUGCCAGAAUCGCUCAGGCAGAAGAGGAGGACGACGAGUCAUACAUCUCGGAUGAGGACAUCUACCAAGGCCAGACCCGUCUCUCGGUCGACGAUGGGACCACCUAUGCACCUAUACAACCAAAGCGCCGCGAGCGUAUGGAUUUUCCCGAUGGUCAGCCUUCGAACAACCGCCGGCGACGACGCACAAACUCUGGUGUCGACAUCAAGGCCAUCAAUGCCAGGCUGGAGAAGUGGGCCGAUGAGAUCGCUCAGAAGUUCAAGAUCCGCAAGGUCAAAGGCAAAUCGCAAGAGGAGGAACACCUAGAGAUACACCAUUCUGUCUUCCAGGCUCCGGAUUGGAUCAGACCGGCCACAGCCGAGACAUUAGCCUCGGAUCUCGAUGAGCCAACCGGCGACAGGAUAUCCAAGAUCGAGUUUGAUGACAUUGUUGAGAGCGUUAGGGUAGCCAUUGAGAUGGGCAUGCAGCCCAAGCUCAUUUCUCAGGGCAGUUCUGGAAGUUACUUUGCGAGAAACACCUCCGGCAAGAUUGUUGGUGUCUUCAAGCCAAAGGACGAAGAGCCAUACGCAUCCAAGAAUCCAAAAUGGACCAAAUGGAUUCACAGAAACCUCUUCCCAUUCUUCUUCGGACGAGCAUGUCUUAUUCCCAAUCUCAGCUAUAUCUCCGAAGCCGCCGCCUAUGUCCUAGACAGCCGUCUACGAACCCAUCUGGUACCUUACACGGAUGUCGUUACUCUAUCUUCCAAAGCUUUCUUCUACGAUUUCUGGGACAGACGAGCACAUUACCGCAAAGGCAAGCCAUUCCCUGAAAAACAAGGCAGUUUCCAGGUUUUUCUGAAAGGCUUUAAGGAUGCAAACAUCUUCCUAAAGGAGCACCCGUGGCCAGACCAACACAACUCAGGGUUCCGAACAGAUGCUGCACCAAAAAGGAAGAGGAGAAGAUGGGGCGAAGAUUGCCGACCUAGGGGCGCCCCUUCUGACGAUGAGGACGAGGACGUUGAAGGUUCACAAGCACCGUAUAGUGAUCGUCAACGCUCGCGAAAUGUGUUCUGGACGCCAGCUCUGCAACAGUCAUUCCGUGAGCAACUGGAAAAGCUUGUCAUUCUGGACUACAUCAUGCGCAACACUGAUCGUGGACUGGACAAUUGGAUGAUCAGAAUUGAUCAGCAGAGCCAGGAAGCUGAGAUUGUGGUCGAACCACCUAACAAGCCAACAAAUGGUCAAGCCGACCCAUAUAGAAGACAAGAGACGAUGACUGCAGGCGGUCAAACCAACUCACGAUCUUCUGCCACUGUGACGAUCGGAGCUAUUGACAAUAGUUUGUCAUGGCCUUGGAAGCAUCCUGAUGCCUGGAGAAGUUUCCCAUUCGGCUGGCUGUUCUUACCUGUAUCUUUGAUCGGCCGUCCAUUCUCAGAGAAGACAAAGCAACAUUUCCUCCCUCUACUAACUUCGAAGCAGUGGUGGAGUGAGACUCAGGUUGCUUUGCGCAAGUGUUUUGAACAAGACGCCGACUUCCAGGAAAAAAUGUUUGCUCGUCAGAUUGCUGUCAUGAAAGGCCAGGCGUGGAACGUCGUAGAAACUCUCAAAACACCGGAUCAUGGACCCUUGGAACUAACAAGACGUGCUCGCGUUUGUGUGUGGGACGACCUAGUUGAGAUCCCUGUGGCUGUCCCCCUACGCCCCUCGAAUGACAUUCGACUCAAGCAGAACGAUAUCGCUAAGGGUCCUGGUAUUAGGGAGGAAGAAGAGAUGGAUAUUGGUUCUGCCUACGCCUCGGCACCUCCGUUGAAGUUGCAGACCGAUCUGCUUGGACCCGACCCGCCAAACAACAAUCGUUUCAACGUCUCGCGGCAGAACAGCAGUGGUGACAUCCGAAGAAGCGACGAGAGCAAUGCUCCUCUAUCACCUUCUAGUGUACAAAACUUCACCUUCGACAAUGCGAAAGAGUCGAGGUUCAAACGCCCUGUGGCACCUCGUACCAAAUCCAGACUCAGUCUCGACGAGACAAGAAGACUGUUCGACAACCUUGGAGAACGUAGAAGGUUCUCAUUCGCUAUUGGUAAGAGAAAUGACGAAAUUGAUGUCGACGACGCCGAGCUGGAUGGCGAUCUCGGAUUCGCUGCAGCAGAAGAUCAAGAAGGCUACAGGAGAAAGGUCAUCGUUGAAAGGAUUGAGAUGGUUAAGGGCAGGGCUCCUGUAUUUACUUGGUGCUAG
Molecule: messenger RNA, 2244 nt
Organism: Aureobasidium melanogenum CBS 110374
Lineage: Eukaryota; Fungi; Ascomycota; Dothideomycetes; Dothideales; Saccotheciaceae
Exons: 1
Coding region: 1-2244 (747 amino acids)
Biological process (GO): Golgi organization; phosphatidylinositol phosphate biosynthetic process; endosome organization
Cellular component (GO): plasma membrane; fungal-type vacuole membrane; lysosomal membrane
Molecular function (GO): 1-phosphatidylinositol 4-kinase activity
Source: RefSeq, a predicted model, not a curated record